AUGACUAAGUUACUCAAACAACGUUUGAAGAUCGAUGAAGGGACAAAGAUGAACACGAACUCUGUAGUCGUAACAAAGGCGAAACGGACACGGAAGACAGUGCCGCGGGACUCACCUCCUCGACGUAGCUCAAUUUACCGUGGUGUUACCAGGCAUCGAUGGACGGGUAGAUAUGAAGCUCAUUUAUGGGAUAAAAACUGUUGGAACGAGUCUCAGAACAAGAAAGGCCGGCAAGUUUAUCUGGGUGCUUAUGAUGAGGAAGACGCAGCUGCUCAUGCUUAUGACUUGGCUGCACUUAAGUACUGGGGACCUGAUACUAUUCUAAACUUUCCGUUAAUGACGUAUCAUAAGGAACUGAAGCAAAUGGAAGGUCAAUCAAGAGAGGAAUAUAUUGGAUCGCUAAGAAGAAAAAGCAGCGGAUUUUCUCGUGGAGUUUCGAAAUAUAGAGGAGUUGCAAGACAUCAUCACAAUGGAAGAUGGGAAGCUCGAAUCGGGAGAGUUUUUGGUAACAAAUAUCUAUAUUUGGGAACAUAUGCUACGCAAGAGGAAGCAGCUGUAGCGUAUGACAUGGCAGCAAUAGAGUAUCGUGGACUCAAUGCCGUUACAAAUUUUGACCUAAGUCGUUACAUCAAAUGGUUAAGGCCUGACAACAAUAACACUGUUGAAGUUCCUCCAAACCCUAAUAUCAACAUUAUUGAUGCUAGUGUAACCCCAAGUGCCAAUGACGACAUAGGAUUGAACUUUCUCCAUAACCAACCACCACAACCAGUGGUGGAGAUGGUGUCACCCACCGUGACGGCCACCAUGCCAUACCCCUCACGGUCAACUACAGCUACAUCAGCCCUAGGACUCUUGCUACAGUCUUCCAAGUUCAAAGAAAUGAUGGAGAUGACCACUGCAGCUGAGUACACUUCAACACCAUCCAAUUCAACCAUCGUACCACCAUGUAACAAGUUUCCAGAGGAAAUUCAGGUGCAUUUUGAGAGCCAAGAUUUUGCUGGUUACAACGGUGGAGAUGAUUUUAUUUUCGGUGACUUGAAUUUCAUGCAUAACAUGUUGCACUCUGACUUCGACAAGUGA
Molecule: messenger RNA, 1080 nt
Organism: Cynara cardunculus var. scolymus (artichoke)
Lineage: Eukaryota; Viridiplantae; Streptophyta; Magnoliopsida; Asterales; Asteraceae
Product: AP2-like ethylene-responsive transcription factor At1g16060
Exons: 8
Coding region: 1-1080 (359 amino acids)
Biological process (GO): regulation of DNA-templated transcription
Molecular function (GO): DNA binding; DNA-binding transcription factor activity
Source: RefSeq, a predicted model, not a curated record